Messenger RNA from Limanda limanda (common dab), 1438 nucleotides. Its product is annotated as gastrula zinc finger protein XlCGF49.1-like. Gene Ontology annotation, biological process: regulation of transcription by RNA polymerase II. The record is from RefSeq and is a predicted model, not a curated record. The coding region runs from base 125 to 826 and encodes 233 amino acids. Lineage: Eukaryota; Metazoa; Chordata; Actinopteri; Pleuronectiformes; Pleuronectidae. Gene Ontology annotation, cellular component: chromosome. Gene Ontology annotation, molecular function: chromatin insulator sequence binding. The transcript has a single exon.
GAACAGAGCGGACUGUGGAGGAUCAGAACCAGCCAGGAACUCAGGUCCUGAUGGACGUUUACAACCAGGUCCUGAGGACAAGGCUGAAGACUCUUCUGAGACUGAAGUCAGUGAGGAUGAUUGGAUGGAGACCAGGGAAACUCAGACUGGUUUAAAUACAAGAAAUAACAAACAGCCUCAAAGUGAUUUGGGAUGUAAGACAGAAAAAAAACCUUUUAGUUGCUCUGAGUGUGGUAAAAGAUUUAAACAUAGGGGCCAUCUAAAUAAACAUAUGAGGAUUCAUACAGGAGAGAAACCCUUUAGUUGCUCUGAGUGUGGUAAAAGAUUUAAACAUAAGGGCAUUCUAAAUAAACAUAUGAGGAUUCAUACAGGACAGAAACCGUUUAGUUGCUCUGAGUGUGGUAACAGAUUUAACCAAAGAUCAAAUUUAAAUAGACAUAUGACGACCCAUACAGGAGAGAAACCGUUUAGUUGCUCUGAGUGUGGUAAUAGAUUUACCGAAAGGGGCAAUCUAAAUUCACAUAUGAAGAUUCAUACAGGAGAGAAACCGUUUAGUUGCUCUGAGUGUGGUAAAAGAUAUAGCAGAAGGGGCAGUCUAAAUAGACAUAUGAAGAUUCAUACAGGAGAGAAACUGUUUAGUUGCUCUGAGUGUGGUAAAAAAUUUACCUUCAGCAGCAAUCUAAAAUCACAUAUGAAGAUUCAUACAGGAGAGAGACCGUGCAGUUGCUCUGAGUGUGGUAAAAGAUUUAAGCGAAGGAGCGAUCUAAAUAAACAUGUGAGGAUUCAUACAAGAGAAAAACUGUUUAGUUCCUCUGAGUGUGGUUAAAGAGUUAAAGGAGACAUAUUAUGCCCAUUUUACUGCAGUUGAUAUGGUUCAUUGGGGUCUUAAUGAAAUGUCUGUAACAUAUUUUGGUCAAAUUACCACAAGGAUCAUUUAAAACAGCACCCUUUUUACCCUGUCUAAAACAGCCCUCCUCAGAUUGACCUGUUUUGAGUGCCCCGCCCCCCUCUCACCCCCCUCACCCCUCCUCCCUCCUUCACGAGAUACAAGCAUCAAGAUUUUUAGCUAUCCAUUACCUCUGUAGAAAUAUGGCUACUGGAGAGGACGAUACAAUCUUGCAACCUUAUCGUUUUGAACCAGAGUCAGGUGGGACGGUUUUUGGGACGGUACACAUGCUAGAGCCCCAAAUUAACGUGUAGAAGCACUACAAAAGUGGAAUUUUCAUACUAUGACCCCUUUAAGAUUCAGUCCUAUUGUUCGAGACGUGAGGAUUAAUAAAGGAGAGAAGUGAUUCAGUUGCAACUUUUGCAACAAAAGAUUUAUUAGGAUAUAUCAGCAGAUAUUCAUAUUAUACAUAUUCAUAGUUCACUGUUUUAAGUAGACUAUUAACAGUUUUAUGUCCCUUGAAAAUAUAACUCAUUGAAUAACACGAAAGCU